This is a messenger RNA of Lasiosphaeria miniovina, 3168 nucleotides long. RefSeq lists its product as uncharacterized. The transcript is spliced from 4 exons. Gene Ontology annotation, molecular function: DNA-binding transcription factor activity, RNA polymerase II-specific; DNA binding; zinc ion binding. Lineage: Eukaryota; Fungi; Ascomycota; Sordariomycetes; Sordariales; Lasiosphaeriaceae. Gene Ontology annotation, biological process: regulation of DNA-templated transcription; DNA-templated transcription. The record is from RefSeq and is a predicted model, not a curated record. Bases 231 to 2891 code for a protein of 886 amino acids.
CUGCGCCGCCACGGAAUUCUCUAUUUCCUCGCUGAUAGGUUCCAUGCGGCGGCGAACCCCGUGCACUCGACCCCGAUUCCUCCACGCUCCAAACAAUCGCCAAUUCAAAACAAGACAGCCCAGCGAGCCCACUGGUCGCAGGGACAGCCGAGUUGAAUGCCGCCUACGCUGCCCGUGUUGGCGCGGCACAGCACCACGACAGCCGGUUGAAGGUUGUCGACUCUGCGGCUAUGAUGCCGCCCAAACGGCCCGGCGACGGCGACGACAGCCCUCUCGAUCCUGCCUCGGGCCCCAAAGUUAAGCUCCCGCGCCUCGAGCGUGGGCCUGAAGAUUUUUCCAAUGUCGUCAAGAGCAAAUUGCAAACCUACUCGCGCACUGGGCAAGCCUGCGAUCGAUGCAAGGUUCGGAAAAUCCGCUGCGAUGCCCUUCCCGAAGGCUGCUCCCACUGCACAAACCAAAACCUCGAAUGCAAUGUUACGGACCGUGUCACAGGCCGCACUGAGCGCCGCGGGUAUCUGCAACAGCUUGAGCGUGAGAAAACCGCGAUGCUAGAUCACAUCCGCGAACUAGAGAAGCUCCUUGACAGUAACGGGGUCAAGGUCAGGCCGUGGCAACCUUACGGCACCAGCUACCCGCCCGGGGUGACGCUUGACAAUAUGGGCAACCCAGUUCUAGAUCCAACGCCCAGUGAACAAUGGCAGCAGAUUGGAUCGCUAUGGGUCAAGAAAACGAACCAGAAACCACAUGUAUCCUCGAGCGGAUAUACGCGAUACCCGCUCCUAGAAUCCCGACCGACCGACAGCUAUCUCGGCGUCUCGUCCGACAGCGCUCUUCUAAGUUCUAUCAAGGGUACGACGCUGUCCAUCCUCGGCACAACCAUUGACAUUGCGUCGUUUGAUGCUCCCGACAUAGACGAGCCGCCGCCAGGGACACCAGCCAUGUCGCCUCUCUACAACAAAUCUGUCAUGGCCUUCCUACAGUCCAUCCUCAACGUCAACCCUCCCCUAGAAAACGUCGAGCUGCCCUCCAAGCAAGAUGCAUUCACGUAUUCGGAAUGGUACUUUCUCAUGAUCUCGCCGUUCCUCCCAAUCCUGCACAAGCCAUCCUUUCUCCAGCUAUUGACCCGUAUCUACGACGAACCCUCGUUCAAGGCGUCGGUUCCAGAGCUAGUGAUAGUUCAUAUGGUAUUUGCGACAAUUUAUUUCCAGUACGGCAUCAGGAAUCGCGAGGAGCCUGAGAAGCAUGCGCAACUCAAUGAGCUGUCCAACAAGCAUUAUCAUUGGUGCCUGAGCAAGUUCUAUGAUCUUGCCUCUUCCCAAACGGUGACGGCUGUCCAGGCCCUUGCAAUGAUUGUCUCACAUACACGGAACUUCCCGAAACCUGGCUGUUCGUCCGCAGUUGCCCACUUUGCCAUAAUGAAGGCGAUCGAGCUAAAUCUCCACAGGGCAGUAAAGAUGCCCGGCGGUGGGACAACGCUGAACAACGAAAUUCGAAAGAGGGUAUGGUGGGCUAUCCUCGGCGUUCUCACAACCUUGAAUGGCCGGCUCGGCAGGCCAAUGCCAAUCACGCUUGAGGAGUUUGACGUCGAAUUCCCAAUGGCUAUCCCCGACGAAUAUCUUGGUGAGGAAGGGAUCUUGGACCCUUCCAAGAUUGGCCACUGCAACUACCAUGUUGGCCUCAUGGGCUUUAAAGUGGUGCCUUUGUACAUGGAGAUGUACUCAAACAUCUACAGCGUGCGGCGGGAUCCAAACAAAUACGUCGACGUGGUGCGCGAGCUUGAAGAUGGGUUGCGCAACUUGCUCGAUAAUCUCCCUGACGAACUGAGAAUGGAGAGGUGUAAGCCCGGGAGUCAGAUUUUUGCUCUCUACACGCAAGCCUUUUGCCUCGAAUUCACUCUAUGCCUCAGGCAUCCGUCGGUUUGUAUGACCGACGACGCCAAGAUUUGUGCCGAUAAUACCAGGAUCUGCGAGGAGACCGCGGGUAAGCUGCUCAAAGUGGUUGGGGAGCUAUUAAGGAUGAAAUCCCUUGAUACUACCUGGUACCAAUUGGCAGUAUAUGUCGCCGCAAUUUUCUCAACAUUGGUGGCCCAUUGGGAGAGACGCUGCGACACCUCGUCGGCAGAGAUAGACAAACUGCGGGAAGAGAUGAGACUAUGGUUGACUAUUAUUGGGGAGAUUGGUCGACUUCUGGGCGCGGGUGGCCGCCUGGCAAACGAGAUCAGUAUUGUCAUUGAACGAACGAUCAACUGGAUCGAACGAGACACGAAUCGGGAACUCGACACUCCAAAACAGCAAUCGCAUAACCCUUCUUCGCCCAAUAGCUCAGACAGCCCAAAUGAGCAGCGCAGCGCUAGUACGAUCAACGGCAGCAGCUACUAUGAUCCAGGUCUCCCUGGGGGAUCGGCACCAUACCCGUCCCUAAACUACCAUGAACAGGAUUCUAGCGGGCCCGCUUCCCAUCAAAACGGCAAUGGCAUGGGGCCUGGCGCAGUUUACGAACCCGCAAAUGGCACGCAGUAUGUUGCUGCAGUUGAUCAAGUAUCAUCGACACCGAACCCACUGAUAGCAUUCGCUUCUCAGGCAACACAGCAUGUCGCCGGCCAAGCUGGCGAAGAUUGGCGCCCCCAAGCCCAGCAGCUGAUAGGACAGAACGCCACCAAUACCUGGCACGACUGGACAGCUGCCAUCGCCGACAGCCAGGACCGAUACAGCGCAAAUGCGUUGUUGACGCUGGGGUCGGGACGGGUAGGUGAUACCGGCUUAGGGCAGCACGUGGUUGGACACGUCAACCAGGGAGAGUCGAUGGACAUUGCACCCGUACCGACUUCGCAAACAGGCCAAUGGCCGCUCUUGCUGUUUAAUGACGGAACGGGGGGGAUUGAUAGUGGCUAAAACCACAUGGUUCCAGUCUCUCCACGAGGGGCACAGAUCACCUACAUCCGGUCUUGUACAACAAUCGGUUCGAUUGGCGGUACAUAUGCUGACUGCUGCUCCAGCCUUGUCCUGGUUUCGUACCGCCUGUUUUCUCUUUGUCUUCUUUUAAUUUCUGCUCUAGUUGGUUGUAAUUACUGGAUGAUGCAAGAAUUGAGCGCAGGAGUCGGGAGUCGAUGGGAAUAGCACCAUCCUCGCAUGUUUUGUUUUUGGCGCCCUUGUUUUUUAUCAAUUUUUU